This is a messenger RNA of Doryrhamphus excisus (bluestripe pipefish), 6041 nucleotides long. Lineage: Eukaryota; Metazoa; Chordata; Actinopteri; Syngnathiformes; Syngnathidae. The record is from RefSeq and is a predicted model, not a curated record.
UCCCAAUGGGCUUCAAUAUUCAGCGCGAACAGCAGGUAUUUAAGCAACCCGGAAGUAAUACGUUUUUUUUUUUUACGCGGGAGAGCACACAAGGCGAGACAUCAUACGCUGAGGUGCUGCAGUACUGUCUUCAUCCUGAUGGUGCCUGCCGCUGGAGUCCUUCCAUAGAAAGGAAAAGCCAGUGAUUUUGGAUCAGCUUUAACAAAAUAAAAUGGAGGAUUUAUACAGCAAAGCUCACCAGAAGAGAGAGACGGUCGCCCCUGCUUCAUGAUACACGGGCCGUGAACAAGAAGAGGGCACCACUUGAAAACCGGGACUACCAGUAAGACACCGCUGGCCACCAGCAAGCAAGCCCACAGGCACAGUGAGGCCACGCUGCCUCGUCCACACAUUGUUGGAUAUGAGGACCUUUCACUGCUGGGGAGAAGAGGCGACGAUGUGGACGGACGCUGGAGGAAGGAGCCAACAUCCUCAUGUGGCCUUCACGUGUGAAGCCAGAAUGUUUUUGGCAGAGAGUGGCGUAUAAAGAAGAGCAGAAGAACAACAACAUGUUAAGAAGACGAAGAUGGUGUUUUUGUGUCGAGGUGUUUCCUCUUGCUGUGGCCGUGGUGUGCGCACAAAGUGUCGGUGUCAAUGAUCCGAGCAAUAUGCCUUUGGUUAAAGAGACGGUGGAUAGACUGUUGAAAGGUUAUGAUAUACGAUUGAGGCCAGAUUUUGGAGGUCUACCAGUGGGAGUGGGGAUGAACAUAGACAUCGCCAGCAUAGACAUGGUGUCAGAAGUCAAUAUGGACUACACACUGACGAUGUACUUCCAGCAGGCCUGGCGAGAUAAGCGCUUGUCCUACUCGGAGAUUCCCCUCAACCUGACCUUAGAUAACCGUGUGGCCGACCAGCUCUGGGUGCCUGACACCUACUUCCUCAACGACAAGAAGUCUUUCGUCCAUGGUGUCACUGUGAAAAACAGAAUGAUCCGACUGCACCCGGAUGGCACCGUGCUGUACGGUUUAAGGAUCACGACCACUGCUGCUUGUAUGAUGGACCUCAGAAGAUAUCCACUGGAUGAACAGAACUGCACACUGGAGAUUGAAAGCUAUGGUUACACCACAGACGACAUCGAAUUUUACUGGCGGGGCGGCAACAACGCUGUGACCGGGGUGGACAGGAUUGAACUGCCGCAGUUCUCCAUUGUGGAUCACAAGCUCAUCUCCAAGAAUGUUGUCUUCUCCACAGGAGCGUAUCCUCGCCUGUCCUUGAGUUUUAAGCUGAAGAGAAACAUCGGGUACUUCAUCCUGCAAACAUACAUGCCUUCAAUCCUCAUCACCAUUCUCUCCUGGGUCUCCUUUUGGAUCAACUAUGACGCAUCUGCCGCUAGAGUAGCUCUAGGUAUUACUACGGUGCUGACCAUGACGACCAUCAACACCCAUCUGAGAGAAACCCUCCCCAAAAUCCCAUACGUCAAAGCUAUCGACAUGUACCUCAUGGGAUGCUUCGUCUUUGUGUUUCUGGCCCUCCUGGAGUACGCGCUGGUCAACUACAUCUUCUUUGGAAAAGGCCCUCAACGUCAGAAGAAGGCAGCCGAGAAGACGGCUAUAGCCAACAAUGAAAAGAUGAGAAUGGAUCCAAAUAAGUGGCUGGUGGGCAAUGUUGUCGGCCGAGAUGACACCUUGUAUGCAAGGAUGAAACAAAGGGAGCACGACGUUCAUGACUCAAUGUGGGAACCGAUUUUUAUGGACGAUACUGCCAUUGGACUCGGCGACCAAAAGAAUAAGCAGAUGGACCAACAUGAAAACAUUUUGCUGAGUACUCUCGAUAUCAAGAACGACAUGGGAAUUACAGAGCUAGCUCUGGGUCUCAACGACCCCCGGAACACCAUGCUCACAUACGACAGCUCCACACUACAGUACCGCAAAGCAGGGCUGGCCCGUCACAACUUUGGCCGAAACACGCUGGAGCGCCAUAUGACUCAGAAGAAGAGUCGACUAAGGAGGCGCACCUCACAGCUAAAGAUCAACAUACCAGACUUGACUGAUGUCAACUCCAUAGACAAAUGGUCGCGGAUGAUCUUCCCAACUGUCUUUUCCUUCUUCAACAUCGUUUACUGGCUUUACUACGUCAAUUAAAAGCGAGGACAGCGGAGAAAAUAACAGAUCCGAUAUGUUGCUGAUUUCUUUGAUGUAUUUCAUGUAAGUAUUUUAUUUCUGUGUCUUCGAAAAACUGGACUGACACACUACAACCAGGACUGUACACAUCAUGUCUUGGAAUGCCACAUUUGCUGACUUACACAUGAAAACCUUACAGAGGGAGGAUAAAACAAAAGGUGCCUGUGAUAAAAAUCAUCUUUUUUUAAUUAUUAUUAUUAUUAUUAUUUGCAGUACAGUCAGUUAUUGCCAAAAUAUAUACAUGUCAAAUUUAGUACUCAUUUAUUAUUGAGUAUCAGGUCGUCUGAGAUGUGUACUAUUGCAUUUUUUCAUGUUAUUAAUAAUUAAUUCUAGACUAACAUUUUGUAAAUACAUUUUUCAGAACACUAUUUACCAACAAAAAUAAUAAUAUGCGUAUGAAUAAGCUUUGAAAAUGUCAUUAAAUUAGACCAAUACUUCAUUCAUUAGUAUUUCUGUAAAGACAGCUAACCGCAUACUAGAAGUGCUAAUAAGUAAAGAACGUAGUUGCAUAAAAAGCACAUGCAUAAAAGCACAAACCUCAGCUAAUAACAUUCAUCUCUAACCUGAUGACAAGACUGUGAAUAAACCAGAUCAUUCAUAGAACAGUAGGCUCAUACAAUUAUAUUAUUUUCAAAUAUACAGUGUACUUUUGCAUUCCGAAAGUGGAAUUUUCUAAAACAUUUUGCACACAAAGAUGCUAAAAGCCAUAGAGGCUGCACCAUUGUACUCAUGCCGCUGCUUAAAGCUCCUAUCAACUCAUACAUCCGUAGAACACAACUGAUUUGAAACAAUUCCAACAAGUUCGAAAAAUGUAUUCAACUUUUUUUAUUUACUUAAAUAUGUUUGGGGGCGGGGGGAAUUAAAUACCUCAGUGGGACUGUGAUACAUAAAUGUCCACAAUAGUGUACUUUUGUUUUUAAUUGUACAACUAUAAAUAUAGACGUAAAUCAGAAACACUUUCCAAAACUAACAUUUAAAUCCGCAAUAUAGACAUUGGCCCUUUGACUUGGUAUGUUCGAUGUCUUAGUGGGGAUUCAAUUUGAUUCAGUUUUGGAAAUUGUAGUCAGCUGCACGGUGGAGAGUGAUUACCGCCCGGCCACCGUGCAUGUGUGGGUUUUGGGACUCCGGUUUCGUCCCACAUUCCAAAAACAUGCUAGGUUAAUUGGCGACUCCAAAUUGUCCAUAGGUAUGAAUGGGAGUGUGAAUGGUUGUUUGUCUAUAUGUGCCCUGUGAUUGGCUGGCGACCAGUCCAGGGUGUACCCCGCCUCUCGCCCAAAGACAGCUGGGAUAGGCUCCAGCACCCCCCGUGACCCUCGUGAGGAUAAGCGGUAGAAAAUGAAUGAAUGAAUGAAUAUUGCCAAAAAAUAAAUGUACAAAAAACACUGACAUUAUAUAUAUAUAAUAAUUUUUAAAAUUAAAUUAAAUAAAUUAAAUUAAAUAAAUAGAUUAAUUACAUAAAUUAAUUAAAUAAAUUAAUUACUAAAAUAUUAAUUUGGAUGUAUUUUGAUUUCUAUUAGUUUACAUAUUUUUAUAAAAAUUUUUAAUAUGAAAAAUAAUUUUAUUACUGGGCUGCACGGCGGUCGAGUGGUUAGAGCGAAGACCUCACAGCUAGGAGAAAUUGUCCAUAGGUAUGAAUGAGAGUGUGAAUGGUUGUUUGUCUAUAUGUGCCCUGUGAUUGGCUGGCGACCAGUCCAGGGUGUACCUUGCCUCUCGCCCGAAGACAGCUGGGAUAGGCUCCAGCACGCCCGCGACGCUCGUGAGGAUAAACGGUAGAAAAUGAAUGAAUGAAGUGACUAGUUCUCCUCCUUCGUGUCUUUAAGGGGUCAGGUCGAUUUUGGGGUUUACCGAAAACAAGAAAGAUGUGUUAAUCCAGAUUGUGUGUAAAGCGAGCACGUAAUAUUUCAGGUGUCUACGAAAACAUAGCCACAAUGCACCGCAUGCAGAUAAAUGACUGGCAUCCCAAUCAAAUUCAGUCACUAUUUUAUGUCUAUAAUACAUUUUUAACUCAAACUAAUUUCACUUUUGACCUUGGAGCCUUGGACCUGGUGUUUACAUGCCAAUCAUUAGGAGCCUGACCUUGUGCUGUGUACGUUAUUGAUAGUUUAAACAUCCCUUUUCUCUGAUAAAUGAGUUUAUUGUAUGGGUAAGUGAAAGAAAAUGAUUCAGUUGUACUAAAAAGUCAUAAAUGUUUUUUUAAUAAAUGAAGAUGAUUUUAAAGCCCAUCCUGUUGAUAGGUAAAUUCUAGAAAAAUAUGUAAAUAUCAGAUAUAACAUUACUAAUCAAUUGGAAUAUAUUGUAUAACCUCUGUAAAUAAAAAAAUAAUAAUAAUGAGCUUCCUACAGAACUGAAAAAAACAGAUUCCCAAUAUAAUUUAUACUGUAUCAUAAAAGGGAACGCAUAGGCCGAUGUGGGAAACAAUGUACAUAGUAUAUUUCACAGUGUCACUUUUUCUUCUAAGCUAUUUUAGUGGAGGGUUUUUGCCAAAGCUGAAGAUGUAAUCAUGAAUGUAGUAUUCUUUUGCAGCAAUCUGUACCAGGAAUCAGCCAAAUCAAGCUUAACCUGUACCGACUUUUCACACAAUAAAGUAACGAUAUACCAUAGCAGCCCCCGGAUUUGAACCAUCUCAGGUCAGUGCGAUGCACACUCCUAACGAUAUAACAAUUACACACUAAAAAGGUCCCAAACACAGAACUGGCUUAUGAUGUUUCUGUAUAGGAGAUUUGUGUUUUGUUAUUAUAAUAUUGUUUACUAGCGUUUCACUGUAUACAAUACACGAUGGACUAAGAUAAUGGUUUCAAUCUAAACAAAAAGCAUCCGUCGUUAUCUAAUUUAACUAUAUUUCACUUUAAAUAAUGAUUAUUAUGAAAGAAUAGUAGGGCCACACUGAAAAGAAAAUAUAAUUAUACGAUGAAAACAGUCAUAAUGUUGUAUUACAGGAAAGCCAAUUUGAAAAAAAAAAAAAGUCUGAAUUUUAGGAAACUGACCCAAUAUUCCAAACUUCUAUAGAUAGUUUUUCAAUAUAUAUAUAUAUAUAUAUAUAUAUUCUCCUAAUAUUAUGAUUGUUUUUUGUCAUUAUUUUGUCACUUUUCGGUGCUGCCCUAAUAUUCCUUUGUAAUUAUUACCGUGUGUAGUACGGCAAAGUGUAUUUUGAGUGAUAUAGCUAUUGGUCAGUUUUAUUUGUAUUUUUCUUUUCAGUAUACACUGGCAACUGGCAUGUAAGGUCUACUUCAAGUUCAACACUUUAAUAUGUAUUUGUACUUCACAGCAUUUUCCUUUCAUAUAUUUUUAUACUUGUGUAAAAAAAAAAAAACAAACGGAAAGAUUGCUCUUUGGCAAAACCUUGUAAAUCCAAAUUUCACAUAUUUCUACUAUACGAAGUGACUACUGUAUAUUGUCCUUUAGGGGCUCUGAAAGUGGAUUAACAUGUAUGCUCUUGAAAGCCUUUCAGAAACCCUUGUUUAAAAAAAAAACAAAAAAAACAUUAUUUGUGGUUGUCAAUGGAUUUAAAAAUGGCUCUUGAAGUUUGUGAAAAUGUUUUGGAACGGUCUCUGGGGGAGAAAGGACAUACUGACAUCCUAAAAGCCUAAAUGACUCAUCUUGGUGACAGUGUACUUUUUGCACACACUCACAGAAGAAGCCUUAGACUCGUGCUGCCCUGGACUACUUUUAAUCCGAGCGGCGUCAAUCCUUCUUACCUUCUCAACACCGUCCACCUCGACAAAUCUUUGUAUGUGCCCCUCACAGGAACAUUCCCAGGAACUCAGAGCUGUACCCCCCCUCUUCAAAGAUAUGCCCUGUAAAAGCCAAUGUCUGUCUUUACAAUGAAAAAAAACAUGGAAAUGAUAUCAUCAAUAAAUAUUGUAUACAGUCCCAUGUGCUCAU